Molecule: messenger RNA, 783 nt
Organism: Melospiza melodia melodia
Lineage: Eukaryota; Metazoa; Chordata; Aves; Passeriformes; Passerellidae
Product: collagen alpha-1(I) chain-like
Exons: 2
Coding region: 1-783 (260 amino acids)
Source: RefSeq, a predicted model, not a curated record
AUGGAAAAGGACAGCUGCCUGACAGAAGGCACGUCCCCUCCUGGCUGCCAGGCCAAAGCAGCCCAGCACGUCCCCAGCCCGACCAGUGAAGUGCAGAGCAGCUCUAUUACAACAACACCAGCCCACGUGAGACCGGGACACAGAUCGCCAAGGCGGGACGAGAUCCCUCCAGCGGGAGCUGCGGGAACCGUUGCUCGGGACAGAGGCAGAGGCAGCGCGGUGCUCCCGGUGCUCCCGGGGCACGGCAGGGUGUCAGGGGCACGGCAGGGUGACCAGGGACACGGCAGGGUAUCAGGGGCACGGCAGGGUGUCAGGGGCACGGCAGGGUGUCAGGGGCACGGCAGGGUGACCAGGGGCACGGCAGGGUGUCCGGGGGCUCCGGGCGCGCCCUUCCCGGACCGGGAUUGCAGCUCCCGGGAAGGAGCCGCGGCCCCGCCCCUCAGGCCGCACGGCCCCGCCCCCACCCCCGCCCACUGGCCUCGCCCUCAGAGGGAGGCGUGUCCUCCCGGAAAAGCCACGCCCCCUAGGGCCGCGCCCCUGGGGCCGCCGCGCACGCGCCCUCCACGUGUCGCUGCCGAGCCCCUCCCCGCUCUUUGUUUACCCCGCGUGGGGCCGCGCGCCGGCCGAUGGCGUCAGCGCGCCCGGCCCCGCCCCCAGGCCGCGUCCGCUGCGGGAGCCGCCCGCGCCCCUCGGUGUGCCCGGUGCCCAGCCCCGCACACGCUGCUCGCCGCCCGGCUGCCGGCGGGCGCAUGUUCCCGGCCGGGGUCGGCGCGCCGGCGGUGA